This is a messenger RNA of Mesocricetus auratus (golden hamster), 957 nucleotides long. Its product is annotated as vomeronasal type-1 receptor 4-like. Lineage: Eukaryota; Metazoa; Chordata; Mammalia; Rodentia; Cricetidae. The transcript has a single exon. The record is from RefSeq and is a predicted model, not a curated record. Gene Ontology annotation, molecular function: pheromone receptor activity. The coding region runs from base 37 to 957 and encodes 306 amino acids. Gene Ontology annotation, biological process: G protein-coupled receptor signaling pathway. Gene Ontology annotation, cellular component: membrane.
CUGACUGGAAUUAAUUUAUUUGCCUUUAUAAAAGGUAUGAAAAUGGCUCCUGCAAACUUAGCAAUAGGAAUUUUUCUCUUCUCCCAGACUACAGUGGGCAUGCUUGGCAAUUCCUCAAUACUAUUUUAUUAUGUCAUUUUGAUAGUCAAUAGGAAACAUUUAAAGCCUAAAGACCUGACUAUAGAGCAUUUGACUUUUGCCAACUGCUUGUCCCUCAUCACAAAAGGCAUUCCUUGGACGAUGGCACAUUUUCAGUUUAAGGAUUUCCUAGGUAACACUGGAUGUAAAUUGAUAGUGUAUAUUUACCGAAUUGCAAGGGGGGUGUCCCUGUAUGCCAUGUGCAUACUGAGUAGCUUCCAAACUAUCACGAUAAGCCCUAAAACCUCCAGGUGGAUGAAGCAUAAACACAGAGUCACCAAGUACAUCGGUCCCUCCUGCUCACUCAGCUGGCUUGUGCACCUGCUUCUAAACAUCUCCACACCAACAAGUGUAUCAGGUCUCAGUUACAAGAAAAAUGUGACAAACUGGGUGAGUUAUGGGUAUUGCUCAUGGAUUGCUUCCAGCAAUGUGACAUCCUUAGUAUAUAUGUUCUUUGUGUGCUUCACUGAUGGCCUAUGUCUUAUUCUCAUCACCUGCUCAAGUAUCUACAUGGUAAUCAUCCUUUACAGACAUAAGAGACAAGUCAAGCAUGUCCACAGUGCUCAGCACUUUCGGAAUGUCUCACCUGAGGACAGAGCCUCCCAAACUAUCCUCACCCUGGUGUGCACAUUUGUCAUCACUUACUCGGUAUCUUCCCUUCGGCUCGUUUUUGGGACCUCCUCCAAAGGUCCAAUAGUAUGGGGAGAAAUUAUAUUUUUGUUUCUAGAAAUAUGCUUUCCCAUAGUUUGUCCAUUUGUUCUCCUCACUAAUAUCAAGCCUAUUUCUAGGCCAUUUUUAGUUCACUGUGGUAAGCGAUAG